Molecule: messenger RNA, 2907 nt
Organism: Linderina pennispora
Lineage: Eukaryota; Fungi; Kickxellomycota; Kickxellomycetes; Kickxellales; Kickxellaceae
Product: subtilisin-like protein
Exons: 6
Coding region: 1-2907 (968 amino acids)
Biological process (GO): proteolysis
Cellular component (GO): cytosol
Molecular function (GO): tripeptidyl-peptidase activity; serine-type endopeptidase activity
Source: RefSeq, a predicted model, not a curated record
AUGAGCGGCAACAAGACCCCCCACACGCAGUUCCCGACCCAUGGGCUGCUGCCGCGUGCUGAUACGCAGGCAGGCGACUUUGUGCGUAAGCACCCCCACUACGAUGGCCGUGGAACCAUUGUGGCCGUGCUCGAUACCGGCAUUGCUCCCAUGGCUAUGGGUCUGCACACGACAACCGACGGCAAGCGCAAGGUGCUGGAUUACGUCGACUGCACUGGCUCUGGCGACGUACGCCUGCAAGCACCAAGGACCAACGCUGACGAAUUGGUCGGAGCCACUGGCCGCAAGCUCAAGGUCAACAGCAAAUGGAAGAACCCGACUGGCGAGUGGCGCGUCGGCGCGAAGCGGCUGUACGAGAUCACGCCGGAUAUUCUGAAGGAGGAUAUCAAGAAGGAGCGGCAGGCAGUAUUCUGGCUGACAGCAUUGCCACGCGGAUUAGCGACAUCAAGACCACCCAAGGACGAGGAUGCAGAGCUGAAGCACGAGCUAGAGGCGCAGCGUGAAGUCCUCAAGGACUUUGGUGCCAAGUAUGAGGACCCCGGACCGGUUCUGGAUAUCCUCGUGUUCCAUGAUGGCAAGCAGUGGCGCGCAGCGAUCGACACGCAGGAGACGGGCGACUUCACUGGCGUGGAGGCCCUGGGGGCAUACAAGCUGACAGGCGAUAUCGGCAAGCUGGCCAAGCGCAACCUGUUCUAUUACACGCUCAACUUUUACGAGGAAGGCAAGGUGCUGAGCAUUGUCGCUAAUGUCGGCUCACACUCGACGCAUGUCGCAGGUAUUAUCGGGGCGCACCACCCAGACGAGCCACAGAACGACGGCGUCGCACCCGGUGCCCAGCUGCUCUCGCUGAUGAUCGGCGACCACCGCGUGUCAUCGCUGGAGACCGGGACGGGCCUGACGCGUGCUGCCAAUGCUAUCAUCGAGCACGGCGCUGAUCUGGCCAACAUGAGCUACGGCGAGCCCAGCGCCACAGCCAACAGCGGCCAGUGGGUGCAGCUGCUGCGCAAGGAGGUCAUCAAGAAGCAUCGCUGCAUCUUUGUGUCGUCUGCUGGCAAUGAGGGCCCAGCACUGUCGACUGCCGGUGCACCUGGCGGAGCCAGCGACGACAUUAUCGGCGUCGGCGCCUACGUCGGCUACGAGCAGAUCAAGGCUGAGUACACCAUGUAUGACACUGUUAAGGACACAGUGUUCACAUGGAGCUCGCGUGGGCCGACGGCUGACGGAUCGCGCGGCGUCGACAUCUACGCGCCUGGCUCGGCCAUCACAAGCUACCCGACGUACACUCUCCAGCGGCUGCACCUGGCCAACGGCACCAGCAUGAGCUCGCCCAACCUGUGUGGGUGCCUGGCGCUGCUGGUGUCUGCGUGGAAGCACGAGUUUGGCAAAGAGGGCGAGCCAAAGGUCAGCCCGUACCGCAUCAAGAAUGCCAUGAUGGCCACCGCCAAGCAGUUUGGGGAUGAGCUUGCAGGCUGGGCUGGUGCAGUGGGCAGUGGGGUCGAGCUUGAGAGCCAGCUCAAGUUUGAGUACGAGCAGCGCGUGAUUCUGUCCACGUCCGAGUCGUGGAUCAAGGUGCCUGAGGCUGUCUAUGUUAGCAGCGAGGGCCGAUCGUUUGACGCGCGCGUGGACCCAACCAGCCUCGAGCGCGGUAGACUCCAUGUAGCCGAGAUUCUGGGCUUCGACUCGCGCAACGUCGACCGGGGAGCCAUCUUCCGCAUCCCCGUGACCAUCACCAAGCCCAGCGAAGUCGGCGCCUCCGGGUGCGUGCGGUUCCCGGCGCUGCGGUUCCAGCCCACUGAGGUUGUGCGGCGGUUCAUUGAUGUGCCCCGCGUGCAGCUGGCGCCGCAGACCCGGUUCACACAGUAUGAGCUCAACACCCACGUCACCAUCGGCCACUCGACCUACGCCGAGAACGGCGGCCUGGCCGAGCAGAGCUACACCAAGACCAUGAAGGUUCUGGGCGGAUGCACCCUGGAGCCCGUGUCCCGCGUCGACCUGGUCGCGGCUGUGCGGCCAGAGUACGGCAUCAAGGUGACUGCGACCCUGGACACUUUGCGGCGUGCCUUGCGCCCAGCCGUCUCCUCAAUCACGCCCCUGACGCUUGAGCGCGACACGCAUCCCGAGGCAGGCACGGCCAUCCAGCAGCUGAUACUGGACUACAAGUACUCGACCUCCGCCAACGGCGUCUCGAUCACGCCGCGCCUGACCGGAAUCGACUCGCUGAUCUACGAGGCAUGGACGGACAACGUGGCCCUGCUUGUGUUUGACGCCAAAAAGCAGCGCGUGGGCGCACAUUUCGGAUACCCAAGGCCGAUCACGCUGCGACGCAAGGGCGACUAUCUGAUUCGGGUCCAGAUCCGCCACCGCAGUGCCAAGGACCUAGGAGGCGCUGAAGCAGUGUCGAUUCCGGUCGAGUUUGCUCUGGCGUCGGUAUUCACAAAGACCGUGAGCAAUGUGCGCAACUCGAGCAAGUCGAUUCAGCUCAACAACAUCAUGCCCGUGUUUCUCAAGACCUUUGCCGUGAACCCGCCCAAGGAUACUGUGCCUGGUGAUAUCCUGCGCGGAUCUCUGUCGGCCAGCCCAAACACAGCUGACCUGCUGCUCGAGUACGUCGUGCCCAGCAAAGCCAACGAGGAGAAGCAGCCAGACGAGUCUUCCACCAAGAGCAGCAGCAAGAAGCAAGGCGAUUCCAAGAAAAAGGAAGCCGAGGAAUCGCAGGCUGACAAGGACCGCAAGGCGAUGCAGGAGGCGAUGCGCAAUCUGAAGAUCGAGUGGGUCAAGAAGGCCCAGGACCCCGACGUACGCACCGAGCUGAUCAGGCAGCUCGAGGCUGAGCAAGCCAACGACACGCAGGUGCUUGCCUGCGCAGCUGGAGUCGCUGGACUGCGCGCGCAGGACACUGCCGACUAA